AUGACUACCACCUUGAUGGCCCUUGUUCUUAGGUGGCUGGGCUACAUCCAACCCUCACAUCUUCCCACUUCAGAACUUAUGAAGUUUGUCAUGUUUUUCAACUUCUCCAUUGCUGGAAUGAACGUCAGUCUAAUGUGGAACUUAGUAGGAUUCUACCAGGCACGCAACAAAGCUGAGUAUGAGUCCUUAAAGCUUCUUCAAGUCUGUGUCCUUAAACAUCUUCAGGUGAUAUAUGUUAAAGGACUUGGUAGAUCAUCAUAUGGUGGAAUCUUGAGUUCCAUUACUUAUGAAGCCAAUGAGAUUGCUUCUUCUGUUCUAGCAAGUAUCACAAAUCAAAGUAAGAAAAAUAAAGGGAAUUUCAAUCAAGUGAAUUUAGAUAAAGAUAAAGGUAUAGGGGAAUCAUCUACAGAAAGUACACCAGAUGGGAAUAAUGAUGUUCAGGUAUAUGAGUUGAGUUCAACAGAAGGGCCAGAAAUUGGUCUGUAUCUAUUCAGAAGAGUGCCUCAUUUCAGAAUUCUUGUAUGUGGAGGAGAUGGGAUAGCAGGGUGGGUAUUGGAUGCAAUUAAGAAGCCAAAUUACUUUUCACCCCCUCCUGUAGCCAUUCUACCUGAUGGAUCUGGGAAUGACUUGGCUAGGGUUUUGAAUUGGGGUGGUGGUUUGGGGUCUGUAGAGGGACAAAGAAGACUUUGCAUGAUGCUGCAACACAUGGAGCAUGCUGCAGUUACUGUUCUUUAUUUAUUUAAUUUUACAGAAGCAACCAGAGAUUCAUCUUUUUGCUGCUGGAUUUAG
Messenger RNA from Lactuca saligna, 789 nucleotides. The record is from the annotation of a GenBank genome assembly. Lineage: Eukaryota; Viridiplantae; Streptophyta; Magnoliopsida; Asterales; Asteraceae.